GAGAGAGAGAGAGUAGAAAGUGCACAGAAGACCCUAUUGUUUGGCGCGCUAGCUCCUGUUUCAUUUAUAUAUAUAUAUAAACACUUGACAACAAAGCUUUAGAGCUUUCUUUCUUCUUAUCACCAAGUUCUCAUUUGCUGGCUAGCUCAUCUUCCUCACCUCUCACUUUCAUUGAAAACUGUACUGUGAGAGAGGUGAUCUAAAUCUGGACUGGUUUGCAUGGCUGCCAGUGAUCAGAAAGCUGGAAAGACUGGCCAUUCACACCGCCGCCUCCACCACCACCACCACCAUAACAUGCCUUAUGCUCUUUUUCACGGCGGCCCAAAUCCGGCCACUACAAGCUUCAUGUUCCACUCCACACCCAAUGGUCAAGAAGGAUCAUCAGCUUUUGAUUUUGGGGAGCUGGAAGAAGCUAUUGUUCUGCAAGGAGUAAAGAUCAACAAAAAUGAUGAAGUUAAAGAUUCUUUAUAUGCAGAUAGACCUGCACCUACUCUGGAAAUGUUCCCAUCUUGGCCUACUAGAUUCCAUCCCACCCCUCCUAGGGGAGGGAGUUCAACAAGAUCAGGAGGAGAAGACAGUGGUGAUUCAGGGUUUGCAAACAGAGCAGAGGGACCAGAAUCCUCCAUUAGCACAAAGGCUUCAGACCAACACUCCUUUGACCAAAGACAACCUCAGUUUCUACAAACAGAGAUGGCAACAAGUGACUCCCCUGUCCCUGCUGGAAAUGCCUCACAAGCUGAUCAACCACCUCCUAAACACCCCACUCAAGAUAAGAGAAAGGGUGCUGCUUCAUCCUCUGAUAGAAAUCUUGAUGCUAAGACACUGAGGCGUUUAGCUCAGAAUAGAGAAGCUGCAAGAAAAAGCAGGCUAAGGAAAAAGGCCUAUGUACAGCAACUAGAAACCAGUAGGAUACGGCUUGCUCAGCUAGAACAGGAGCUUCAAAGAGCACGGUCCCAGGGAAUUCUCGUGGGAGGUGGUGCGGGGGCUAGUGCCGGCAUCAGCUCUGCAGGGGCUGCAAUUUUUGACAUGGAAUAUGCAAGAUGGUUAGAGGAUGAUGAUAGGCACAUGUCUGAACUUAGAACAGCACUGCAGGCCCAUUUAUCAGAUGAUGAUCUGAGGGUGAUUAUUGAUGGGUACAUUGCCCACUACGACAAGAUUUUCCGGCUCAAAGGGGUGGCCGCAAGGACUGAUGUUUUCCAUCUUAUCACCGGAAUGUGGAUGACUCAGGCGGAGCGUUGUUUUCUUUGGAUGGGUGGUUUUAGGCCAUCCGACCUAAUCAAGAUGCUGUGUGGGCAGUUAGAUCCGUUGACAGAACAGCAAGUUAUGGGGAUAUACAGCCUUCAACAUUCUACCCAGCAAGCAGAGGAGGCUCUUACCCAGGGUUUGGAUCAACUGCAACACUCUUUAGUUGAGACCAUUGCUACUGCCUCACUCAAUCAUGGCAUGCAUCAUAUGGCCAUUGCUUUGGGCAAGCUCUCAAAUCUUGAAGGCUUCAUUCGCCAGGCUGAUAACUUAAGACAACAAACCCUUCAUCAGUUGUGCCGGAUACUGACGGUUAGACAAGCGGUGAGGUGUUUCUUGGUGAUUGGAGAGUAUUAUGGCCGGCUUCGGGCUCUCAGCUCCCUUUGGAUAUCUCGUCCACGAGAGACAACGUUGGUGGUUGACAAUAAUGGCGCUUGCCAAGCAACUAUGGAGCUACAAAUGGUGCAAAACUCUCAUCAGAACCAAUUCGCAAACUUCUGAUCUGAUAUGAUGAUCAUUGUAAAACCAGCUGAUCUGAUCUGAUAGGUAAACCUUAAAAUCAUCAAAUUAUCAAAUCAAAUCCCAUGGCUUCCCGCUGUGCAUUGGUCGCGUACUUUAUUAGGUGAAAUUAAUAUAGGAAUUUCUUUUGAUUCUCGACCUCUUAGUAGCUAGUCAUUUCACCAUCUUGUACAUAUGAACCAAUUUUAUGUGCACGAGGAAGCUAUGUAAAACUAAAAAGCUGAGACCGAAGCAAUGUAAAAUGCAAGAUAUUAUUAAUAUAUUA
Ipomoea nil (Japanese morning glory) is the source of this 2026-nucleotide messenger RNA. Its product is annotated as transcription factor TGA2.2-like. The transcript is spliced from 13 exons. The coding region runs from base 220 to 1743 and encodes 507 amino acids. Lineage: Eukaryota; Viridiplantae; Streptophyta; Magnoliopsida; Solanales; Convolvulaceae. Gene Ontology annotation, biological process: regulation of DNA-templated transcription; DNA-templated transcription. Gene Ontology annotation, molecular function: sequence-specific DNA binding; DNA-binding transcription factor activity. The record is from RefSeq and is a predicted model, not a curated record.